Messenger RNA from Dictyostelium purpureum, 354 nucleotides. RefSeq lists its product as uncharacterized. Lineage: Eukaryota; Evosea; Eumycetozoa; Dictyosteliales; Dictyosteliaceae. The transcript has 2 exons. The coding region runs from base 1 to 354 and encodes 117 amino acids. The record is from RefSeq and is a predicted model, not a curated record.
AUGUCAGAUAACAGCGGAUCAACUGGUGGUAAUAAUGUUAAAGAUAAAAUUUAUAAAAUUUUAGAAGCAAUGGGAAUUGAAAGAAACCCCAAAACUUUUGGAGGGAAAUUUUUAAAAGGUUUUCAAUUAAUUACAAUUCCAUUAUUUAUUUUUAUUUUGGCAUCAAAGCCAUAUUUUGAAGAAAGAAAUUUAUCAAACAAACUAUAUAAUGAAAGAAGAUUGGAGGCAUUAGAAAUGCAAAAAGCCAAGGAAAGAAGCGAAAAAUUUGAUAAAGAACACCCAGAAAUAGCAAGAGAAUUAGAAAACUACCAAAAAUCAUUAGAACAAAUGAAGAAUAAUAAUGGUAAUAAAUAA